CUGCCACAUUAAGGUGUUCAAAGCCCUUAUGGUCAUUUAGGGCGGGGUUAAAACAACGAAUCAAGUUGAAGUACUGCAAAUUACAGUCCAAGCCGUGUUAUAAAACUUCUUCGGCAAAUCACCGUCCUCAUUUUAGAUCCGCGGCCGCCUCACACGCCUCAAUUCCCACUGAGUCGUAUAACAAAAUACACACAAGUAAAAUGAAGACACUUUUUGUGCUGCCUCUGGCCACGGUACUUUUAUUCUUGGCUACAUCUCGAGGAGAAGAGUAUGAGAAGUUUAAAGACUUCGAAGAUGAAUCCCAAGACUACGUUGCUGACAGAGUUAAGGAGUGGCGUCAACGGCAGCAGCUGAGGAGCAUGUUUGAUCCAAACUGUCUUGUUUGGACUCGAAGAAACUCGAACUGCUUCAACGGAAAGAAACGCAGCUAUGACAGCAGACAAGUAGGUCUUCUUUGGUUAACAAGAAAAACUUGAAAUUUAUUUAUCGUGAAUGCUCUGCGUGGGAUGAGAAAUUUCGCGAACAUUGCGAAGCAUACCAAUUAGAUAAAAAGUACCGUAGGUGCAGUUAUUGCAAACCGCAGACCUUCCUGCCAUGAAUUAAGAAGUGAGAGCAAAACGGUCACAAUAACAUUUGGUGUUAAGAACUGUUUUAGAUAUUUGGAACGAUUAAACAUGCCGGGAUUACUAUUAAUACUAACGUGCUUUUAUAUUAUUUUACAACAGGCUCGUUCAGACAGUACAGACAACAGCGUACUUGAAGAUGCUGACUACUAUGAAUAACUAAAGACUUUUUCUGCCGCAAAGAAGUAUGGAUAUAGAACAUUUGGAGAAAUAGAACACAUGAGCAGUAGAGUAUGAAUUGAAUAAUAUAUGCUUAAAUGUAAAAUAGAAUGCUGUCUCAAAUAAUGAUAAUUAUGUAAAGCGAUAAAAUGAGUGUGAAACAACUAAGAAGUAAGGUUGCUAUUUCUCAAUCUUAUGUUAAGCUAACUUUUCUCCUAGUAAUCCAGACGUUACUGAUUAAAAAAUAAAUUGUUACAAUCUAUUUCAGUUUCUGAUUUCUUUGUGAGCGAUACAGGCUUAUCUUCCGCUUAAGAUUUAUU
Molecule: messenger RNA, 1102 nt
Organism: Pocillopora meandrina
Lineage: Eukaryota; Metazoa; Cnidaria; Anthozoa; Scleractinia; Pocilloporidae
Source: the annotation of a GenBank genome assembly